AGACAAUUCUCAACAGAUAUUCUCACAGCACACUUCACUUACUAAAAGCUGACGAAUGGCCGUGGUUUAUCAAACAAAUUACACUGAAAUGGUAGCGCUUCAAUCUAACAGCAUCUUUAAGUAGGCCUGAAGAGCCCAUACACACUUCAUAAGAUAAGGAUAGAGAGGGCAUUGUGUAGGUGACACUUUCGGAGAGCCUCUUAAUGUUUACAGGUAGCCAACACAGACAGAAGCACCCUUUUUCAAGCCUGUGUUUCAAACUUUGACCUCUUCAGGUAAGUGAAUAUGAUUCAUUUGUCUCUUUGAGAAAGGGGCAGAGAGUUUUAUGUCCAGUAAAAUAAUGCACUAUUUCAAUCUUUUUUUAAGAUUGAAUAGAUAAACUAUCAUUUGUGUAGGGUUUUGAAUCCUCAUUUGAGUGCUUUCUGAAUGCAUGUAAUGCAUUAGCAUUUAUUUGAAAGCAGGUUCCUUGUUAAAUGUAAUUAAAUUCAUGUUUGUCCUCACUUUUCUAUACAUACAUCAAAUAAGAUUGCAACUAGUAGACCUAAUGAUCUGUCCCUUAACGACCAUGAAAUACUCCACCUUUUCUUCGGUUUUUAAGGAUCUGUAACCUAACGAAUGCAGAUCUCAACCUGAUUCUCCGUUUUCUUUUUGAUCCGUCAACUAUCCCCUGCUUCACUCAGAUCUCCAGCUGAUCCUCAGCGUCUAAGAUGGGGAGGAAGAAGAUCAGCAUUUCCCGCAUCCUGGACGAGAGGACCCGACAGGUCACCUUCACCAAGCGGCGGUUCGGUCUGAUGAAGAAGGCGUACGAGCUGAGCGUCCUGUGCGACUGUGACAUCGCCGUCAUCGUCAUCAGCGGCAGCAACAAGCUGUUCCAGUACGCCAGCAGCGACAUGGACCGCACGCUGCUGAGGUACACGGAGCACGGCCAGGCCACGCAGAGCCACACCAACGCCGACAUCGUGCAGGCGCUGAGUAAGAAGGAGCAUCGACGCUGUGCGCCUCCUGAUCACCUGACCCCCAAACCGACCAAUCACGACGGGCCGCCAGGGCGUCAGGUCAACGCCACGCUAACCCCACAUCACCGCAUGACUUCACCCUGA
Messenger RNA from Gadus chalcogrammus (walleye pollock), 1100 nucleotides. Its product is annotated as myocyte-specific enhancer factor 2A-like. NCBI's taxonomy places the organism in Eukaryota, Metazoa, Chordata, Actinopteri, Gadiformes, Gadidae. Gene Ontology annotation, molecular function: protein dimerization activity; RNA polymerase II cis-regulatory region sequence-specific DNA binding; DNA-binding transcription factor activity, RNA polymerase II-specific. The record is from RefSeq and is a predicted model, not a curated record. Bases 708 to 1100 code for a protein of 130 amino acids. Gene Ontology annotation, biological process: cell differentiation; positive regulation of transcription by RNA polymerase II. The transcript has 4 exons.